AUGCCGGUGUCCGAUCAGGUGGCGAGCACGAAAUACAUGGGCAUGUAUAUCAGCAAUCUUCUGGAGCUUUUCGCUCAAGGGCCGUCUCCCUGCGAAACGAAUCACUUUUGUUUGAUUAUCAAUCGACUAUUCCUCUACCGCCCACUCACUUCCAUUAUGAGACAGGAGGCAGAGUUGAGAUCGAGAUUCUUCGCGUUCCUCAAGGAUUACGCCAUUCAUCUCACCAAUCAGGCGAUGCAGAAGGCCAUCGCAGAAGCAGAACACGACGAUCACACUUCUCUGGCCCUGGUUUAUGACGCUAUUGUGGUUCUUUUGAGAGGCAGAUGGAGGACUUGCUUCGAGAGUGAAGCAGAGGCGGAUGCAGUCGACAACGAGCUCGUCAAGUGGCCAGUGCUGAUGAUUGUGAAUGCGUUCAUCGUGAACGUGCUGGCUCCGCCGCAAGGAAAUCGUCCGAUUGCUAAAGAUGAAGACGAAGCGGACGAGGAUUCGGAGGAUCGAAAGCUCUUCGUCGAUUUGUUCAACCCACUCAGCUCCAUGAUCUGCUACAGUGUCGGAGAGUUCAUGGAUGUUAUGACUAUGUAAGAGACAUAAACGGUAGUAGUGCUAAAAGCAAAGUUUCAGAAAUCUUCGAAACGCACUCACCGAGUUCACAAAAAUGGCGACAGGCACGGCGGACAUGAGCAGGUUGCCAAGCUGGCAAGAGGAUCAACACUGGCUGAUGCUCAUUCUGGCGAGUUCCAUCGUCGGAGAGGAGGUCGACGGCGCCUGCCACAUAUCCGGUGAUGUGUUUGACCAUUCACAGAAGCUGUUCCACAACGGACAACAAUUUUGUCCGCAAAAGAAGGCACAGUACCUUCAGAUGUGCAUUGAGGCGCCAACUCAGGACAGAUCUCUGUUCAGCCAGGAAGUCGAUCCGUUCGUGCGAGUAAUGGGAGAACUGUUCGCGUGGGCGGCCAUCGAAAGUGACGCUUUCGCCAAUGCGGUAGUUAACAUGAUCAGUCCGGAGCUCUGUCGUAGCACUUUCUUGUGCCUUCGCAGGUUUUUAAACGCCGCCAGCAGUCCUCUUGAUAAUGAUGUAAGUGUGAAUGGAUUCCGAACUGAACAAGCUGAUUAUCUUCAGAAAUGGAACGAUUUCCAAGGUGUGCCUUCUGAAGCCCUUCCCGGAAUGCCCAAAGAUAAGGAGUUUUCCACUGUGCUCGUCCGAUUUGUCAUCAAAAAGGUGCUCAAUGUGCUUGUCAACUAUGGAUCGGAAGAGAAAUUGUGCCAAGAUGCGAUCGAAUGUCUUCUGGGACUCGUCGAAUCCAACGCUUCCGUCAUUGCUUCUUCUCCAGAGCUUUUCGAAUACCUGAACACUCUGGAUAUUGCACGUCUUCCAAAUCGCGCUAAUCUCAUGAAAGCGUUGGUUCUGAUUGGAGCAGCCGCCAAUGACGCCGAGUUGCAGGAGAAUAUGUUCAGAUUGGUAGGCUUUUCUAAUUCGGUGAGUUUAUAAAAAAAAUAAUUCACUCGUUCAGAUCCUUGUGCCACUUUCUGAACGAUUUAUGGCUGCUGCCGAUCAACCUUCCCGUACUGACCUAGAUUCUCAGAUUGUAGAUUAUCUACAAUGUUUCGAUGGAGUCGCUAGGGCCAGUCAAAGCCAUUCGGCCUCGGUUCUCUUCAGUUAGUUCGAAAGCCUGUGUUCAAAUAAAAACAAGUGCAUUUUCAGAAUUCCUGUACUCGAUUAUUGACAAGUGCAUCGGACUGAUGAGAUCUCGGAGUCAAAACGAAUUGGUCGUCUCGAACAUUCUCCAACUCAUCCUUGACGUCACCACAAAGGUCUCUGUCUACAUUGACAACGAGGAAGAGUCCAAUCAGCUCUACUCCUGUCUUCUCCAAAUCGUCGACUCGUACCGCAACGAUCAAAUCAAACGAUUCUCGACGUUCACCUCCGACGACGAAGAAAAGGCGUCCGAUCUGGCCACGUUCAUUGAUAUCCUGUCGAAUGUGCUGUCCAAAGAUUUUUUGACUUUGGGAGAGCAAAACUGCUCGACGGGCGCCAAAGUGGUCAUUCAUUCGCUCGAAAUGCUGCUCACAAUCAUGAACGACCAGGUGCUCCAGAUGCCGGAAGUGGCUCUCAAGUUCUUCCGCCUCAUCCUGUACCUCGUCGAGUUCUCUCCAGAAUCCCUUUCCGAGAUAUCUGACGGGUUGAUGGCGUCCCUGUGCCAGUGCAUAAAACUCGGAAUGACCGGACAGUUCGGAAUGGAAAUCACUUCCACUUCUCUGGAGUCUCUCACUGAGGUUGUGCUCCAUUUCGGAGUGCACAAAGAUCGGUGCACUCAGAAUCUGGCUUUCUUGUUCAAGGAGAUGUUGCCGGUAAGUAUAUCGGAAUUUUUUGUUAUUUAUAUAAAUCCACUUCCAGACGGUGUUCGAGACGUGUUUGGAGAACACGUGCGAAAACAGUCUCUACGCCGAGUCGUGCUCCGCUCUCUACGCCAUAAUCGCCUUCGAAAGAGUGAGUUUGGCCUUCCUGGCCUCUUUCAAUUUCUUAUCUUUGCAGUCCUUCUUCGACGAGUACAUCAAUGGCUUGUUCUCAAAAAAGUCGAAUGAAGCGGCGCGGAAUGUGCUGGAAGAGGCGUUCCGCGAACUCAUGGAAGUGCAGCCAGAGCCAGUGAACCGACGCGGACGGGUGCAAUUCCGAAACCGAAUGGAGAAGUUCCUCACCAAGAUUCAAGGACUUCUCAGCUAUUGUUAA
Molecule: messenger RNA, 2728 nt
Organism: Caenorhabditis sp. 36 PRJEB53466
Lineage: Eukaryota; Metazoa; Nematoda; Chromadorea; Rhabditida; Rhabditidae
Source: the annotation of a GenBank genome assembly